This is a messenger RNA of Camelina sativa (false flax), 1005 nucleotides long. Its product is annotated as putative prolyl 4-hydroxylase 6. Gene Ontology annotation, cellular component: endoplasmic reticulum. Gene Ontology annotation, molecular function: procollagen-proline 4-dioxygenase activity; L-ascorbic acid binding; iron ion binding. Gene Ontology annotation, biological process: peptidyl-proline hydroxylation to 4-hydroxy-L-proline. The record is from RefSeq and is a predicted model, not a curated record. NCBI's taxonomy places the organism in Eukaryota, Viridiplantae, Streptophyta, Magnoliopsida, Brassicales, Brassicaceae.
CAUGAUUUUGUGUUAAAAAAUCUGAUCUUUGUGGUUUUCUCCAGGGCUUUUUUAUACAAGAGGUUUCUUUCAGAUGAGGAAUGUGAUCAUUUGAUUAACUUGGCAAAAGGAAAGCUUGAGAAGUCAAGGGUGGUGAUUGAUGAUGAUACGGGUGCGAGUACUGAAAGUGAAGAACGCACAAGUUCUGGAAUGUUUCUUUCCAAAAGACAAGAUGAUAUAGUAGCUAAAGUGGAGGCUAGACUUGCUGCAUGGACCUUUCUUCCGGAGGAAAAUGGGGAACCCUUACAAAUAUUGCACUAUGAGAAUGGUCAGAAAUAUGAACCGCAUUUGGACUUCUAUUUCGACCAGGAAACUCUAAAGAACGGCGGACAUCGGUUCGCUACUGUACUGAUGUACUUGUCCAAUGUCACAAAGGGUGGAGAAACAGUUUUUCCCAUGUGGGAGGGUAAAAUACAUCAGCUGAAAGACGAUAGCUGGACGGAAUGUGCUAAACAAGGUUAUGCAGUGAAACCGAGGAAAGGGGACGCAUUGUUGUUCUUCAGUCUCCAUCUAAAUGCAACCACGGAUCCAACAAGCUUACAUGGAAGUUGUCCGGUGAUUGAAGGAGAGAAGUGGUCAGCGACCAGAUGGAUUCAUGUUAGGUCAUUUGGUAAGAGGCAAUCUGGAUGUGUGGACGAGAAUGAAAGCUGUGAAAUAUGGGCCAAGGAAGGGGAAUGCGAAAAGAAUCCAACUUACAUGGUGGGUUCAGAAAAAGACCUUGGAUUUUGCAGAAAGAGCUGCAAAGCUUGCUCAGCUUAAUUAAGAACAACAACAAACAAGUAAAUCAAAGGUCGUCGUAUUUUUUUGAAGGAUUAAAAAUUUUGUAGCGAACCGGUUCUUCACUACUCGGGCUUAGAAAAACCAUUAAAAAUCUGAUUAGUCUAUAACUCUUUGUCAAACAAAUCAAAGAUUCAGUAUCUUAAAAAGUAGUCAAAAUUUUAAUAAAAUCUGUAAAUUAAUAAGACU